AUGUAAACUUCAACACGUGUUGUCGUUCAUAAUAAAUACUGAACAGAAGCAAUGCCAUUUAAAUUCAAUUUUUCGACCCCUUCAGAUGACACGAUCGAUGACGAGGCUCAUGGAGAACAUGCUGAUAACUUUGUCUCUGAUGACGACGAUACUAAAGCUCUCCCUUCACAAGAAAUCUCACGGAACCCAGAACAGAAUGUCAGUGAUAUGAGUACAAUUGAACACAACAUAUGUGGUGCUGUAUUUCGAGUGAUCCGUCAACAAGAUGUCAAUGACAGCAGCUCGGCGCUCCAAGUUACAGCCGAUUCUGAUCUUGUUCCUGGUGUUUAUGAAGGUGGCCUGAAGAUAUGGGAGUGUGGUGUAGAUUUAGCCGAGUUUCUCAUCAAUCACAAUAUUGACUGUAAAGGGUUACGUGUUUUAGAGCUGGGCUGUGGAGCGGGACUACCAGGACUCACGGCCAUGCACAAGGAAGCGGCCGAGGUCCACUUUCAGGAUUACAACCCUGAAGUGGUUGAAAAUAUCACAAUUCCAAAUGUUGCACUUAAUCAGUGUUCACACUGCAAGUGUCGAUUCUUUUCUGGAGACUGGAGUUCUCUCCCCUCAACCAUCUGUACCGAGGAUGAAGCAAAACGGUAUGACAUGAUUCUCACAGCGGAGACAAUCUACAACACCAGGAACUACAGCAAGCUUCACCAGGCGUUCCAGCACCUCCUCAAGCAGAGUGGAACUAUCUACCUAGCAGCCAAGUCGACCUACUUUGGUGUUGGAGGUGGAACCCGACUGUUUGAGACAUUUCUCAAGAGGGGGAAUGUCUUCACGAGCCAGGUGUGUCUGGAGAUACAAGCAGGUGUGCCAAGGGAGAUCUUAAAGGUGACAAGACAGACAUCGUGACAUCAUCCUGCCAUUGUUGUACAUAUUGUAUCAUCGAGUACAUAGAGCAAGCAUUGUACAUAACACAAAUACUCUUGCAGAUAAAUCUGUCUUGAAUCAUACUGAAUGUAUUCUUAAUCUGUAGCGCACAAGUCUCAUGAAAUCAGAUCUGAUUGCUUGCUGCCUCUUCACACAGAUCUGAGGACAUCCCAUUACAGGUCAUGUCGGAACAACCUUUCGCAAACUUUGACCGACCAAUGAAAUGACUAACAGGCAGUUGCCAUUUGCCAAUCAGAAAGUAGUUUUCUCAGGGACUUAUCUAGACCUGCCCAGAGGCCGAUAUUCGGCCCCAAGAUUGCAGCAAAUGUCAGUAAAAAAAUUCAACUUGAAUUAAAAAUUCCCCAGUUCCUCAGAAUUUACAAAAAUAAGAUCAUUAAUAACAUCCAAUUUAGAGGGGGCACGGGUGGCCCAGUCAUCUAAGGCGUUGUGAUUCAUUGUGCAGAGUUGCAUCCCUUGGGCACGCCGGGAACCUAUGAUUGUGGGUUCGAAUCCCGGUUUG
Molecule: messenger RNA, 1429 nt
Organism: Haliotis rufescens (red abalone)
Lineage: Eukaryota; Metazoa; Mollusca; Gastropoda; Lepetellida; Haliotidae
Product: histidine protein methyltransferase 1 homolog
Exons: 9
Coding region: 52-891 (279 amino acids)
Biological process (GO): peptidyl-histidine methylation, to form tele-methylhistidine
Molecular function (GO): protein-L-histidine N-tele-methyltransferase activity
Source: RefSeq, a predicted model, not a curated record